This is a messenger RNA of Emiliania huxleyi CCMP1516, 763 nucleotides long. RefSeq lists its product as hypothetical. The transcript is spliced from 2 exons. NCBI's taxonomy places the organism in Eukaryota, Haptophyta, Isochrysidales, Noelaerhabdaceae. The record is from RefSeq and is a predicted model, not a curated record. Bases 23 to 763 code for a protein of 246 amino acids.
UGCCUGACAGCGCUCAACAGCUAUGCCCCUCUCCAACUUCUGGGCUGCCAAUCUCGCCCUCCACGGCCCGAUCGGGUGCCUCUAUUUCCUCCUUGCGUUGAUCCCGGAGGACCGGCGCAUGCUCCCGCCCAGCCGCAAGCAGGGCGAUGAAGCGGCGCUGAGGAAAGGGCUACCGUACCGGUUGAUGCGACUUACAUCGUCGUUCCAGCAUCUCACCGUUUGUACCCACUGCCUUGCCGCCGCCUACCUCGCCGCCGCCUGCCUCGGCCGGCGCGGCAUGGCCGGGGCGCUGCGCGAGGUCCUCGGGCCGGCGGGGUGCGUGGUUGGCAUUGGCUUCUGGGCACUCGCCGUGGCGAACCCGUGGCAUAUGUUCCCGCGGGGCGACUUUCCCGCCGACGACGCUGCGGCGGAGAGCGCCGUGAACCUCCUGCUGCGGCCCUCUCUUCGCAUGCCGCAGGCAGCCGUCCACGCUCUGCUGCAGGUGCAGCACACGGCGAUGCCGCUCAUUGUGCCGCUCGAGGUCGCGCUCUACUCGGGCGAGCUGCCUCCACUGCUGCCGGCAGGUCCGUCCCUGCUCCUCGUGGUCGGGUACGGCUGCUUGUACGUGUGGUGGAGCCACCGGGUCUGCUGGUGGGCGAGGGGCGUGCCCCCCUACCCGGUCCUCGACACGGUCUGGAGGGACGGCUCGUGGCUGAAGCUGUACGGCGCGCUGAUCGGGCUUGGGCUCGGCUGUUGGGCGGGCGAGCGCUUCCUGCUCCGGUGA